Molecule: messenger RNA, 1194 nt
Organism: Coprinopsis cinerea okayama7#130
Lineage: Eukaryota; Fungi; Basidiomycota; Agaricomycetes; Agaricales; Psathyrellaceae
Exons: 5
Coding region: 1-1194 (397 amino acids)
Biological process (GO): regulation of transcription by RNA polymerase II
Cellular component (GO): mediator complex; core mediator complex
Molecular function (GO): transcription coregulator activity
Source: RefSeq, a predicted model, not a curated record
AUGUUCGAUACUCCAGUGCCUCCGCCACCAAAACUUCACCUCGAAUGCACUCAGGACCUGCUAGCGCGCUUCAACCUCCAUUCGGCAUACGAUCGCUAUGUUCGACCAGCAGUCUUACCUGGAAACGAAACUGGAGUGGGCGCAGGAGGACCUCAGACACCGGGGAGCAAGGGAAAGGGCAAGGAGGUCGAUGUGAAUAUGGCGGAAGGCGGGAUGAAUACCGGCUUGGGAGGUGGUCAUCCACACGGCGGCGCGGGCGAAGCUGACGACGACGAUGGACCGGGAGGCAAGGGCGAGAAGAAGAAGAAAAACAGUUAUAAGCAUCUUAUUAAGGGCCUGCCCGGCAAACACUCGAUGAAAAAAGACGACUAUUUAACGACAAUCAUGUUGAUUCCACCAAAACAACGAAUCCCUAUUACGCCGUUCGACGUUCACACGCAAGAAGAUGCCUUUGCUGUUAGUCCCGAGGGCUUGAAAGGCUGGAACAUCCAUGCCCUCGUGUUGGAAUCGGCCCAAGCUCGAGAAGACCGGAAGAAGAAGAAGGAACUCAAGCGAUUGGCCAAGCUGCAGCAACAGCAAAUACAGCAAGGUCUUCCGGUUACCCAACCUUCGUUACAGGCGCCAGUACCCACUCCUGCAGCAGCAAGGCCCCAAGGAGUUGGAACGCCGCAACGGAAUCCUUCAGGAACGCGGACAACGAGCGGGGGAACACCCAGACCUGCAUCAACGGUACCAAGGCCCGGGUCCACCCCUGUACGAGUUUCGACACCAAACACGCAAGCUCAGCAAGCAACGGCAGGGACCCCGCGGUCUACAGUCCCAAGACCAGGGUCGACCGUUCCGAGGCCGGGUUCCACGGUUCCUCCUCCAGGUGCAGGUCUCCCUCCACGACCUGCAUCAACGAAGCCUCAAGUUGCGCCUCCGGGAUCCGGGUUUUCUGGUGGAGAACCUCGCGGGAAAAAGCGCGCGCACGAAGAGGGCGCAGUCAACGCCGUUCAGACGAAUGGCUCGCAAGGGCACGGCAUAUCCAAUGGCGUGCCGAAUGGGAACGGUACGCCUCAACCCAGGCCCGUCAUCAACGCCAAAGCAGGGAACGCAGGGGUCAGGCCACGGCCAGUUAAAAAGCCGAGAAUGGAUCUGCCGGGCCAAUCCAACCCGAAUAUUCAGCAGCAGCCCACCCCGCAAGGCGUGUAA